This is a messenger RNA of Fulvia fulva, 1134 nucleotides long. RefSeq lists its product as uncharacterized. The coding region runs from base 1 to 1134 and encodes 377 amino acids. The record is from RefSeq and is a predicted model, not a curated record. Lineage: Eukaryota; Fungi; Ascomycota; Dothideomycetes; Mycosphaerellales; Mycosphaerellaceae. The transcript has a single exon.
AUGGCUACCGCACCGAGCAGUCGCGGUCGCAACAUCUUUCCAUUCCUCGAGCUGCCCGCUGAAUUGAGGAACAGAGUGUACGACGAGGCCCUGUUCCACGAUGGCGCCAAUGGCUGCCUGGCUGCAGUUUCCUUACUACGGGUCUGUCGGCAAGUCUACAUAGAAGCGAAGGAGAUCAGGUUCGAGGAUAGCGAUUCCUCAAUGGAUGUCAAAACUCCGCAGACGCUGUGGUGGAGUCCAGAAAUGAUUGGCAAGCCCUUGCGCGAGAUGGGAUUGUUCCUCGGAACACCUGAGACAACCUUCACGCUCGGAAUCUCUGGUGACUUUGAGGGUUACCUACAUGGGUCAAGACGCCAAGGACAUUACGAUCGUUUUCCCUCAGUGGGUGACAUCUACGAUCUCCUUCCACAGAUCCUUCUGAGGUUCCAUCGGAUCAAUGUUUCGCUCGAGGUGAUCUGCGUUGACACUACAACGCACUUUCUCUACGCCCUCGCCUGCUUUCUCAAUACGACCGACGCCAAGACAGAAGAACUCUACAUCUGUGUCACUAAGGGCAACAAGUUCAGGGCUCGAAGCGACGAUCUCAUUCGCAUGUGGUAUUCUUUGGUCAAAAUGCCAGCAAGAUUGUGCAUAUAUAUAACCGGCGAUCUCGAAAAAGAUGAGGACGUUCACGGCCUGAGAUGGGUGGAGGCGUACGUCCGCGGGAAGUUUCUGCUUAACAACAAACCGAACCCAUCUCGCCUAGCUUCUACCACGUUCAACACCGUCAAGGAAUACAGGCGUAUCAGUCUGAUGGCACGCCCACUCCUCGACACUGCUAGUGAAGAGACGGUAGAUGGCGCACACACGAGCAGAAUCUCCUCUGAGCUGAGUUGGAAGCUAAGAAACAUCGAGCGCGAGAUUGAGAGUGAAGGGGUCUCCAGGAAUCUCCCGCAAUACCGCGACGCUGAGCAGCAGAACGACCUGGAGAUGUGCGAGGACUGGACAUUGGGCAGAGCCUCUGCGCAGGUUUAUGGGUGGCCGCAGGAACGGGAGUUGCAGCACGUCUAUCGCCAGAAGCUCAAAGUGGCUCACGGUGAAGUUGAUCAAUGGGAUAAAGGGCUGGAAUACGAAGAGCUGAGACAUCGACUAUAG